AUGAGUAGUCCUAAGAGGAGAAUUGAGGCGGAUGUCAUGAAGAUGCUGAUGAGUGAUUAUGAGGUGACCUUGGUCAAUGAUAACACACCAUUCUCGGGCGGUCACUGGAAAAUCCAUGUGGAGUUACCAGAUCAAUACCCAUACAAGAGCCCCAGUAUCGGCUUCGUCAACCGCAUUUUCCAUCCGAACAUCGACGAGCUCUCCGGAUCCGUCUGUCUCGACGUCAUUAACCAAACCUGGUCACCCAUGUACGAUAUGAUCAAUAUUUUCGAAGUCUUCCUGCCACAACUGUUGCGUUAUCCCAACCCGUCGGAUCCGCUGAACGGCGAGGCGGCAGCGAUGCUCAUGCGUGAUCCAAAGAAUUAUGAGAACAAAGUCCGAGACUAUGUUGCCAAAUACGCAAAUAAAGACGCCGCCGAAGAAGGUGGCGAAGACACUGAAUCGGAAGACGAAUUGAGCUCCGUCGGCAGUUAUGAGUCUGGUGGUGAAGAGCCCGCCGGUACGAUGGACGACGUUUGA
Messenger RNA from Talaromyces amestolkiae, 519 nucleotides. RefSeq lists its product as uncharacterized. The transcript is spliced from 6 exons. Lineage: Eukaryota; Fungi; Ascomycota; Eurotiomycetes; Eurotiales; Trichocomaceae. Gene Ontology annotation, cellular component: nucleus. Gene Ontology annotation, molecular function: ubiquitin conjugating enzyme activity. Gene Ontology annotation, biological process: protein polyubiquitination; ubiquitin-dependent protein catabolic process. The coding region runs from base 1 to 519 and encodes 172 amino acids. The record is from RefSeq and is a predicted model, not a curated record.